CCGGGAUGUGCACCCAUGGUCGGACUCCAGCAUGCUGUUUGGACCAGGCUCCUCCAGGUGAGAUGUGGGCUGACGGGCCGCCAUGUUCACCGAGUGGACCGAAAAGUUCCACGGUUGCCAUGGUUCGUCUCCAGGUGCAUCAUCCACUGCAGAUUGUGUUCGCAUCUCAACCCUUGUUCAAGACCCAGUGUCACUGACAAGAGGACUUUGUCAAGAAAAAAACAGUCAUCAACAGAGAGCAGAGAAAGCCCUGCAGACAGACGCUUGUCCUCCAGAAAAGAUGGCGCAGCGUACGGUGAGGAAGGCUAUCCUCAUCGAGGCCCUGCCCAUCAGACCACAGGACGUCCGCCUCAGGGUCCCAGCACCAGCCUCCCGCAGCAGCUGCCCAAAAAGGUCAGAUCGCUCCUCUCGUAGCUCUGCUUCUGGCGCUACCGCUCGCUCCUCCU
Acanthopagrus latus (yellowfin seabream) is the source of this 446-nucleotide messenger RNA. RefSeq lists its product as uncharacterized. NCBI's taxonomy places the organism in Eukaryota, Metazoa, Chordata, Actinopteri, Spariformes, Sparidae. The record is from RefSeq and is a predicted model, not a curated record. The transcript has 3 exons. The coding region runs from base 16 to 414 and encodes 132 amino acids.